AUGCGUGAACCAGACAUUCAACGUCAGCGUCAUUUUGAUAAGUUUCAUUUAUUAAUUUCAAAAUCAUCAUCAUCAACACAACAAAAUAAGUUAAUUAUAUGUGAACCAUCAUCACCAAUAAAACAAUCAUCUUUCAAUCCGGAUCAACGGAGUGUUUCACUAAGAUGUACAGAGGCUAAAACUUCAUUUCAUCAUAAAUAUUCACCAGAUGAAAAGAAUCACGUGAUAUCAAAAGAAUUUGAACAGUUAAUACCGACAAUUAGAAAUAAACACAACUCCUAUUGUAUUGGAGGGAAAGAGAUCAUUUGGGCUAACGGAAUACAACAUCAACAACAACAACAACAAAUAUCUUCCUCUCAACUCACUCAACCUCUACUGAAACCGUCCACCAUUCAACAUUAUCAUCAUGGUAUGAAAAGUGAACCGUUGAAACGAAGAGAACAACAAAAGAAAAUGAAUUUACAACAAAAGUCUUCUCAAAAACAUACUGACUCCUUGGUGAAUAGUUCUGCUCAUCAUAAUUCGUGUGCUACCGAUGAUAUUUCACCAAAAAAAUCUACGUUACCCAAAUCUCGUACAUCCGAAUUUAAUAACAAUUUAUCCUUGCAUUUAUCAGAUGCAAAUACGAAAGAACGCCCCAAAACUGUGUUUACCUCCGAUUCCAGUACCAUACCAGUGAAUAUUUCGUCACGUACUCGUUCAUUAGAGCGUGGAACAAAAACGAUCGGCAUCGUUAAACCUACAGUAAUUCAAGUUUCAUCAACACUCUCACCAAAUGAUUCGACUCUAAUCACGUCACCCACAUCAUCGUCAACAACAGCUUAUGAUUCAAAUUGGUCAUGUGAUGAAUUAGAAAAAUUACAACGAAGAUUUUCAGAAUUACUUGAUACAGCUAAAACGUGUACUACGUCUAAUGUGAAAUCGUCGAUAUUUAACGAUAUAACAAACGGUAAUGAAAAAUGUGCGCCGAAAGCUCUACAAGAAGAAACUGAUGGCACUUCGACAUCAUUGUCGAUUAGUCAUAUAGAAAAAAUACAGUCAUUGUACACAUCGAUGGGUUCUCAAGUAGUCGUCAGCGCUUGUAAAUCUCAUUUGUAUCUUUUAUCCGACAAGGAAAUUUGUCAAUUAGAGCACUGGAAAUAUUUAUAUACUGGUUAUUGCGUUUGGUUACUUGAUUCAGGUCUUAAUCCUAAACGUCCAAUGAAACUUCGACUUUUACUGACUGAACCUGAGACUGGAUUUAUUCUAUGGUCUGAUACAAUUGUUAAUAAACUGACAUUACCUAAGGAACAAAUAUUUUCAUUUCGUCAUUCGACUCAAAAUGGUUACGUCAUGGUCAAAUUUGAUCAAGGUCAAGGUUACUAUGAUUUUUAUAAAUUUUACACUCAACUAACGAAAAAUCAAAAUUAUAAACUGUUAUUUUCGCCAUUCAAUGCUACAGAUAUAAAACCAAAAAAAUUGUUACAAAAUAUUAAAAGACGUAUGUUGGAAAUAUUAUAUUUUGUUUUGACCGUUGAUUUUGAAUUGAAAGAAGAUUGA
Molecule: messenger RNA, 1539 nt
Organism: Didymodactylos carnosus
Lineage: Eukaryota; Metazoa; Rotifera; Eurotatoria; Philodinida; Philodinidae
Source: the annotation of a GenBank genome assembly